CUGAUCAUGUGACGCAUUAUUGGAUAUGAAGUACUCCGGCGGCGCGUUGCCGCCAUGUCUCAAAGAGAGAAGCAGUUAUUAUCACUCAUCUCUAUAGGGUUCUUUAGUCUAGUUGGAGCUGUUUUGGGGCUCUAUUUUAUUCCAGCCUUUCUUUAUUUCACUUUAAUCAUCGGGUUUUGUUGUUUUGUUUUUUACCCCCACAAAGGAAACUCGAUUUAUACUAAAUUGGGCCUAAAUCCACGGCGUGGCCUGCGUGUCCCGCCCGUGCUGCGGCGCUGGUUCGCCGGGAAGACAGGUGGCGGCGGGUUGCUGUCCACACCGGGGCGGUUUAGAAGUCGCCACAAUCAGGUUGACGUAAAGUAUUCAGACGUGUACACCAGCCAGAGGCAAACCGAGACGAAUCUCUAUCGCAGAGACGCGUUAACAAGCGAAACCUUUUUAUUCAGUCCCCGAGAUAUACUCAUGGGAAGUUACAUCGCGAAAGAGGGCCAUGACGAGAGGCCGAGAGCCGGUUCAAGUUACGCAGCUAACCCCCAUCCAAGGGAGCUGCUCCGGGAGAGGCUGUCUCGACCGAACCAUGCGGUCCACACGCCGAACAGGAGGCUGUCCUUCUCCCGGGACGCCGUUGGAUCAACAGGCAGAUUUGUCAUCACCCCUCAGCGGCACUACCCCCUUCUGCAGUCUGGCACCGCGUCGUUGGGUGUGCUGCCCCCAGCCCACUGGGACAGCUUCAGGAGGAAGAACAUCCUCAGCCCUCGGAACUCCACCAUGCUCCACAGCCCAGUCACGAUCAAGAUCGCUCGUCCGGACCCAAGCAACCGCAGACCGCCAACGUUAGACAAUCCAGCUUCCCCGGGCUUUGGCUGUCCCCCUGAGCCCUGCUGCACCGAGGGGGUGAUGAAGGUGCUCAAGGAGAGUCGCAAGAGAGAUGUAGUGGAGGACGGUGACGGGAGCUUCACGGCAGACCAACACAGCAAAAGAAGGCGCAACGACAGCGAGGGAAGUACACAUUCUGCAUUCGAGCCCCUUCUACCCAAUGGAACGACAUCACAGCUGGUACCAAAGCCAGGCACCCUGAAACGUGGCACAAACUCUGCGGAGGACGCUGCUGUGAAGAGGUCUCGCACGUCCUCCAUCAGCUCCGGGAGCGCGGCCCCAGCCCCCAGCGGCACCCCCGGGUCCACACGCAACCCCAUCAACAGCUCCUACAGCUCCUCGCGGGGACUGCCCAAGUGGAAGAGGACUUUGGAAGAAGGCUCCCCUCUAUCUAGUCCUGGUUCUUCUCGCCCACAAACUCCUGAAAGAGCCACCAAGAAGCCCAGGGAAGAGGUGGUCGAGUGUACCAGCUCCGUGUCCAUGGUCACACCCGACAGAACGGCGACCCGCAAUGCAGCCACUGCCUCUAAACAAACCCCUGUAGCUGUGGUGGGGGUCCGCAUGUCGUCUGAAUCCACCAGCAGUGGUGGGAAGCGCAAACGGAAGAUCCAGCUGGUGUCAAGCCAUCGGGAGGACCAGAUCUAUCUGCCGCCACCUCCAGAACUGGGCUACACGGUCACAGGAAAAGACCUGGAUCUGGAGAAGAAAGAUGCUCUGAGCAAGAUUCAGAAGUCCCUGGAGGAACCAGCACCAGAAGCACCAGCCGUCACCCCAGCCUCGCUGCCCUCCACGCAGACCGCCGCCUUCAGCUCCACCACCACACUGAGCAGCCUGCUGGCCUCGCCGCUGUCUACAGCCACCACUACCCCCGUCAGCAUGGGGCCGCCGGCCCCCGUCAUCAACCUGGACCCCACGCCCACCCAGGGAACACGAGCGUCUGCCCCGGCCUCCAACCCCCUGCUAGAGGCUCUGAAGACCAAGAGCAUCACCCCCUCUGUUGCACCUCCUGCCGCAGCCGGCGUCACAGUGUCAUCGUCCGGAGGGGCUUAUACCCAGGGGCCUCCCUCCUCCUUGACCCCCUCCCAGCUCCCCCUGCCCAGCUCCACGAUCCUGGGACAGCCCGCCAGCAGCAGUGCCCCCUCGGCCUUCACUCAGGUGCUGAAUCAGGCCAGUAAGCCUGUAGCCAGCCCAGCCAUUACGUCAGGGGCUAGCCUGUUUGGAAUAGCCAGCCCACUGUCUACAUCCACCGCCACUCCAACGUCGGCCCCCCCAGCCUACACGCUCCCCACGGCCGCCAGCACAGGGUCCGUUGUCAGCAGUAACCCCCUCCUGGCGUCCGGCUUCAAGCCCAUCUUCAUGGCCACACCCCAGCCUUCCACCGCCCCGCCAUCAGCCCAGGAAACCAAACCCACUGUGCCCACCUUCAAACCCCUCUUCGGGAGCAACGCGCCCAGCGCUGCCUUUUGUGUGAGUCCCUCCGUCACCAUGGCCACCACCUCUGCUCCCGUCGCCAACCCGACCGCUAGUUUUGGAGGCUUGAACGUCACCGCAUCAUCGAUGUUCCCCGGCUUGCCGGGCACAGCAUCCACAGUGGCCACCAGCGCCCCGCCCUCCACUGCAGCCCAGCCAGCCGUCACACCUAUGUUUGGAGCCUGGGGGGCGUCCUCCUCCACAACGAGCACCACCGCCACCUCCACGCUGGUCUCCAACACAGGCUUUCAGUUCGGAGCUGCUGCUGCUGCUUCUGCUGCUGCUCCGGCCACCACUGUAGCCGCAUCGGCUCUGCCCACCGCCGCCAAAACUAACGGCGGCUUCACAUUUGGCUCUGUAGCUGCCGUGCCCAUCGGUACUCAGGCCGUCACCACUAAGGCCGCCCCCCAGAACAUGUUUGGCUUCGGCCAGGCUGCCCCCGCUCCCAGCCAACCCACCGCCUCCUUCGGUGGCUUUGCUUUAGCCAACCCGUCUGCCGCCAUCGGCGGCACCACCACCGCCGCCGGCACCACCGCCGCCCUCAGUGCCCCCACCACCCAGUCCACCUUCACCUUCGCCAAGUCUGCGUUCAACGUCGCCCCGGCCCCGGCCGCGUUCCCCGGUCUGACCACAGCCGCCCCCAAACCGUUUGGUUUUGGGACCGCCGCGGCCGUGGCGGCGCCCAACGCGGCGCCUGCUGCUACGCCGGCCCCCUUCUCUUUCGGGGCUGGUGCCGCCAGCACCACCGCCUGUACUUUCGGGACGCCUGCUAAGCCCGCCUUUGGCGCCAGCUCCACCGGUUUCCCCUUUGGCGGCACGGCCGCACCUGCGGCAACGGCGGCAGCGGUGGCGACAGCGGCGCCCACCUUCGGCAUCACCACUCAGACUCCGAGCGCCUCGACGGCCGCCUUCACAUUCGGCCGAGGCGCCCCCCAGCAGACCGCCACACUGCCCGCUCAGCCCGCGUCAGGCGGGUUCAACUUCGGCGCCGCCAUGCCCAGCACGCCGUUCGGAGCGCCGGCCCCCAGUAACGCGGCGCCACAGAUGGCAGGCUUCAACUUUGGGGCGGCUGCAACUGACAAGCCUGCUUUUGGUACACCUAUCUUUGGCCAAAGUGCUGCAGCGGGUCCGACUCCCUUUGGUAGCCCUGCUACUCCCAUUCAAAGCUUUAAUUCUGCCCCCCCCAGUCACUUUGGGUCGCCUGCAACCCCUUCCUUCUCAAUUGGAGCCGGCUCUAAACCAUCUGGCGCUCGCCAAAGGCUGCAGGCCCGGAGGCAGCACACACGGAAGAAGUAGGACUCCACACUUCCCCGAUGGAUGUUACCCAGCUAGGUCACCAUUACCCCCAUCUACCCCAGGCCGAACUCGAUAGAUUAUGUCCUUCCACGCUUCUUUUUUUCGUGUUUCUUUUUUAGCAGGGCAGGGCUCGCAUACUGUUUUGUAGAGAGGAUGCAGAACAAAUGCCAGCAGAUGCUGUUCGGACUGAUGACGCAUAGGGUAACGGGACAAAAACGAUGGAUGCAUCCCACAUUGUAUUAUACUUGAACAGAAAUGACUUUGAAAACUGCUUGAUUUUUAUUAAGGGGGUUCCGUUUUACUUUUUCUAAUAUUUUGUUCUCUCUGCAAGAAGUUCAGACAUUGGAUCUGUGUACUGGCUGAAGCGAUUAUUUUUCUAUUCGACGGGCUAGCAGAACAGGCUAGCAGGUCCAAGCACAUUUAGUUAUUUGGUAUCACUGCAUUGCAACAUGUGUACAACAGUGUAUAUUUUUUGUUGUUGGAAGCAUUCCUUGUAAUCACUGUAUUUUUCCAUCGUCUACAUGGAAGCAUACAUUAGCAUCGACACAUUGAAUAAAUGGGUGCUUUAUUUGAAGGUCCAUUUAGAAACCAAAGUCAAUCAACGCCCAAGCUGAAAAUGGAACCUUGAGGCAGACUAAUAACUCCUUGUAUAAACAUGAAGCAGACUACCUCUUAAUAUCCACUCCUUACCAUGCGCAGAUCGCCAGUGAGAUGAGAGCUGCCGUAUUUUGUAAUUUUUAUAAAACCUGACAAAAUCAACCUUCAAAGUGUUUUGCAAUUAUUUUUGAAGGAAAGGUAGCUGUUUUUAACAGUUUGUCUUAAGUUUGAUGCUGUUUAUUGUGUGUGGUUCUUCCUGUCCUGCACCCUACACCUCUUUAUGGUCCGAUGCAUGUUCUUCACAUUAAAGACUUGUAUAUCAUGUGACAAUUAUGUAAAAAGCAAACAUCUCUCGUUCAACGUUGAGCUAUGACUAGUUGGUCUCAUUUUACAUUAAGUUAUCCAAUUGGAAUUAUGCAUAAAACAUCCAUUUCUUAAUGGGGGUCAUUCUACCAUAAGUCCCAGCAGAAUGCUAACACUUCUAGCAACCAGAUGUUCGUUAAUUCUGUACACAAUCUAAUAUUACCCGUAGUUGAGGUUCAUAGCCCAAGGUUCAGAGCUUAAGUCAUAAGCAGAUACUAGAUAAACCUCUUGUUUAACUGAAAAGAUGAGUGAAUUGAUCUGACUCUUAGGUAAAUUAAAGCGAUAUGUCUGGUUUGGGUAAGAACUUCCAAGACAUUUUCCGUUUCCGCUCAGUCCACAUGUGGGGAUGAAGAUCAAUAGUAUCUUGAAUUUAUGAUUUGUGUGUAAAUGUUUACUAGUUACAAUAAUUUUUCUUUCUGGACACCUACAACAUCUAAAAUGUUAAACAUUCUUGGCCGUUUUGUCCUUUACUUCUGAGGCCUCUUACAACAUACAUACAGAGUAGAACCACAUCCACACCUAUUCUGGGAUGAGUGUUGAAUGUGCCUCCAGAGACAUAUGUGUAGAAGUUGUGCAUGAAUACACCACGCCCAACACUUUGUCUAGCAACUGGGGAAGAUAAAUAAUGGCGAGGGUUUCUGACCUCCACCUUCCAGCUGCUGCUUCUGCCUUUAGUCUGAACUGACAGUUGGUUACCAGCUGGUUGAGUGUGAGUUUCCAAGAUUCACAUCAAUAUUGAAAGACCUGAGCCUCCUCAUCAAAGGAAACCUGGUCUGUUUGGAUGCCCUCCAAGGACCCCUCCAUCUCCUGCCCUAUAACGGUGGCAGACAGUUAAACAGCCUCCCAUGGGAACAAUCCUAUGAUGGGAGCCUCCUUUUCUCGAACAAGUAAAUCUCAAAGGUAGUUAAGGAUUGCAAUGAAUAAAAUACAAAUAACUGCA
Molecule: messenger RNA, 5542 nt
Organism: Gadus chalcogrammus (walleye pollock)
Lineage: Eukaryota; Metazoa; Chordata; Actinopteri; Gadiformes; Gadidae
Gene: pom121
Product: POM121 transmembrane nucleoporin
Exons: 13
Coding region: 55-3642 (1195 amino acids)
Biological process (GO): RNA export from nucleus; protein import into nucleus
Cellular component (GO): nuclear pore
Molecular function (GO): structural constituent of nuclear pore
Source: RefSeq, a predicted model, not a curated record